GAUUUCGAAUGCCGCUAAGAGGACUGCGGUGCUGCUCUCUAUGAAACAAGCGAGAGCACCCCGUUGUCGAUACAUAUCGGCCGCUAGCAAACUCACCUCAGAUACUUUUCGAAGCCCGAACCAGAACAAGUUCUCAGAGAGAACGCACGCAUGUGAUGAAGUGACUGUGGAGCAUAUCGGCGCCAGGGUCACUUUGUGUGGCUGGCUGCUUUAUAAAAGGAUGCAGUUCGCGCUCCUAAGAGACGGCUUCGGAGUCACCCAGGUUGUCCUCAAUGAAUCGCUCUACCGAGUCAUCGAAAACGCACCUACCGAGAGCAUACUGCGCGUCGAGGGCAUCGUUGUGAGACGUCCGGACGGGCAGGCCCGCGAGGAUUUACCAACCGGUCAAGUAGAAGUUGUGGCAGACGAGAUCACGGUUUUGAACCUCUGCAAGGAUGUCCCUUUCCAACCCAGGGAGUACCAGAAGAAAACUGAAGCUGUGCGCUUGAAGUACCGGUACAUCGACUUACGACACGAGGAAAUGCAACGGAACUUGAGACUGCGUUCCAAAAUGACGAACACAUUCCGUCGUCAUCUCAUCGAGAACUACGGCUUCUGUGAGGUGGAAACGCCGACACUCUUUCGACGCACACCGGGAGGAGCUAAGGAGUUCCCGGUAGCCUGCCAUUCUCAUCCGCACGAGUUCUACUCCUUGACUCAGAGUCCGCAACAGUUCAAACAAUUGUUGAUGAUAGGGAGCAUCGAUCGCUAUUUCCAGAUCGCUAGAUGCUACCGUGAUGAAGGAGCGAGACCCGAUCGCCAGCCGGAAUUCACUCAAGUUGAUAUCGAAAUGUCAUUCGUAACCAUGGAGAAUCUUAUGAAUCUCCUCGAGGAGCUGAUGAGGGCAGUGUGGCCGAGCAGCCUACAGGAGUUCCCGAGAAUCUCUUACCACGAAUCAAUGGAACUGUACGGGACAGAUAAACCCGAUCUUCGAUACGACCUCUUCAUCGAAGACGCACGGAAUCUUCUGAACGCAGUCGCGGAGAACUUGCCGGAAGGUCAUUGCAUCAAGGCUCUCAGACUCCCGGGAGGCGUCGAGCUCGUCAAAAGCAGACAUCUCAAGGAUUGGCGUAAAGCGGCCAAACAACUCGGUAUCAAUGGUGUUUCCGAAGUGAUAAAACGUGGAGACGGAAGCGUGAAGUCUCCGAUCGCUAGUCUGAUAGACAACGACCAAUUUCUGGAGAAUUCGAUGACCAUCAUAGCGUGGGGGCCGCAGAAAGCUGUUUUGAGAGCUCUAGGGAAAGUCAGGUCGGAUUUCGCACAGCUAUUGCGAUUGAGUAUUAUUUCCUCUUUCAACCCAGAUUUCAAGUUCGCCUGGAUCACUGAUUUUCCGCUAUUCUCGAGCGAUGAAAACGGUAAGCUGGAGUCUGAGCAUCACCCAUUCACCGCACCUCACGAUGAUUACGUCGAAUUCCUCGAUAGCGAUCCUCUGAGGGUCAAGAGCCAGCAUUUUGAUCUCAUUCUCAACGGCUGGGAAAUCGGUGGAGGCUCCAUCCGCAUUCACUCGUCCGCUCUCCAGAGGAAAAUCCUCGCUGACGUUCUCGGACAAGACUGUUCGGAGCUUGAGCACCUCCUGAAAGCUCUAGAUAGCGGCGCACCACCUCACGGGGGCUUCGCAUUCGGGCUUGAUCGUCUCAUCGCGAUUCUAUGUGAAGCACCGUCGAUACGGGAUGUGAUCGCGUUCCCGAAAAGCCACGAUGGUCGAGAUUCGAUGGCCAACGCUCCGGUAGCUCUGACGCAGGAGGAUCUCGAAUAUUUUCAUCUGGGAGGGCUCAAGUCGCCAGAGGGUCGGGAUCCGUCUGGGCACAGCUCAAGCGGAAACCUUGCGUCCUAAUCUUUGUUCAUGCAAUCCUUAAUAGGCCUUAAUAGAACGUCAAUUGAAUGAGCACUGAACCUCGUUCGCUUGCCGCUCAUUCGCGUCGUCAUGCUGUUC
Molecule: messenger RNA, 1972 nt
Organism: Galendromus occidentalis (western predatory mite)
Lineage: Eukaryota; Metazoa; Arthropoda; Arachnida; Mesostigmata; Phytoseiidae
Gene: AspRS-m
Product: aspartyl-tRNA synthetase, mitochondrial
Exons: 10
Coding region: 41-1873 (610 amino acids)
Biological process (GO): aspartyl-tRNA aminoacylation
Cellular component (GO): mitochondrion; cytoplasm
Molecular function (GO): nucleic acid binding; ATP binding; aspartate-tRNA ligase activity
Source: RefSeq, a predicted model, not a curated record